Drepanopeziza brunnea f. sp. 'multigermtubi' MB_m1 is the source of this 879-nucleotide messenger RNA. RefSeq lists its product as uncharacterized. Gene Ontology annotation, biological process: lipid metabolic process. NCBI's taxonomy places the organism in Eukaryota, Fungi, Ascomycota, Leotiomycetes, Helotiales, Drepanopezizaceae. Gene Ontology annotation, molecular function: phosphoric diester hydrolase activity. The record is from RefSeq and is a predicted model, not a curated record.
AUGCUCUUCAACAUCAUCAUCGCCUCGUUCGCGCUCCUAGGCUCUACUAUCGCUAAAUCAUGCAAUGGUCACACUGAGUUGUGCUCUCGCAAGUACUCAAACAUAACACAGAUCGGUACCCAUGAUUCGGCAUUUGUCGGUGUCUUGCCAACAGACAACCAGUUUCUAUCUGUCACUUCGCAGCUUGAUGGUGGCAUUCGGUUUCUCCAGGCCCAGACCCAUAUGGAGAGAGACGUCCUCAGACUAUGCCAUACCUCAUGUCUAUUGAAGGACGCAGGUCCACUUGUGUCUUACCUGACCACUAUCAAAAAGUGGAUGGAUGCGCACCCAAACGAAGUCGUCUCGCUCCUCUUGACGAACGGAGAUAGGGUAGAUGUAGCCAAAUUCGGCGCCGACAUGAAGACCUCGGGUCUGGCAUCGUACGCCUACGCUCCGGGCAAGCGCCUUGCCAUGGCGGAUUGGCCAUCACUGCAACAUCUCAUCGAUGCCAAGACCCGACUUGUCGUGUUCCUUGACUACGGUGCGAACACAGCCAGUGUUCCGUACAUCAUGGACGAGUUUGCGUACUACUUCGAAACUGGGUUCGAUGUCACCGACAACGACUUCUCGUCUUGUGCCCUCGACAGACCUGAUGGAACGGACGGGAGCGGCCUCAUGUAUAUCGUCAACCACUUCCUAGACGUCGACCUCUUCGGUAGUGUCCUGGUCCCCGACACGGUAGAGGUGCACAGAACGAACGCUGCGAAAGGAGACGGAAGUGUUGGUGCGCAAGCAGCUCUUUGCAGCUCAAAGUGGGGAAGACGGCCGAAUGUCAUUCUGGUUGAUUUCUUCGAGACUGGGGAUGUGUUCCGUGUUCAAGAUGCCUUGAACGGUUUUUGA